Messenger RNA from Pseudopipra pipra, 4433 nucleotides. RefSeq lists its product as uncharacterized. The record is from RefSeq and is a predicted model, not a curated record. The transcript has 10 exons. NCBI's taxonomy places the organism in Eukaryota, Metazoa, Chordata, Aves, Passeriformes, Pipridae. Bases 218 to 3430 code for a protein of 1070 amino acids. Gene Ontology annotation, cellular component: chromosome, centromeric region.
GCUCGAAUCUGAGCGCGGGGCCGCUUUGGGGGGGGGCGGGACUGACCCGGGACCGCCGUGAGGGGACGGGACUGACCCGGGAUCCACCUGAGGGGACGGGACUGACUCGCGAUCGCCGUGAGGGACCCACCGUGAGGGGGCAGGACUAGCCCACGAUCGCCGCGAGGGGACAGGAGUGACCCACGAUCGCCCUGAGGGGACCCGGAGGACCCGGGCCAUGAUCGCCGCCUCCGGCCGCCGCCGCGCCCUGGGCGAGCCCCCGGUGCGCUCGGUGCCGCUGAGCAGCGUCCCCGCGGGCACGCUGACGCCGCUGAAGGAACUCCUGCAGGCCCAGGGCGCUGUCCCGGCCGGGCAGGGCCCGCCGCCCGCGGGGCCGUGGCGGGGAGCGCGGGAUGUCCCGCACGGCCGGGCCGGGCCCGCGGCAGAGCGGCCGCCGAAGCGCCGCGCCCCGGAGCCGCCCGGGCAGGAGACGCCGGCCAAGAUCUUCCAGCGGAUGAAGGAGCGGGCGGAGCGGCAGCGGGGCCGCGGGGGCGGCACCGACGGGAUCCUGACCCGCGGCACCGGGCAGGGCCGCACCGGCCCCGACGGGACCUUCCUGACCCCCAGCACUGGGCAGGGCCGCGCCAGGCACAGCCGUGCCACCGAAGGGAUCUUCCUGACCCCCAGCACCGGGCAGAGCCAGGGCACCGACGGGAUCCUGGCCCCCAGCACUGGGCAGGGCCGCGGCACCAUCGACGUAAUCCUGACCCCCGGCACCGGGCAGAGCCAGGGCACCAACACCAACAGGAUCCUGACCCGUGGCACCGGGCAGAGCUGUGCCACCGACGGGAUCCUGACCCCCGGCACCGGGCAGAGCCAGGGCACCAACACCGACAGGAUCCUGACCCCUGGCACCGGGCACAGCCAUGCCACCGACGGGAUCCUGACCCGCGGCACCGGGCAGAGCUGUGCCACCGACAGGAUCCUGACCCCUGGCACCGGGCACAGCCGUGCCACCGACGGGAUCCUGACCCGUGGCACCGGGCACAGCCGUGCCACCGACGGGAUCCUGACCCCUGGCCCCGGGCAGAGCCAGGGCACCAACACCAACAGGAUCCUGACCCGCAGCACCGGGCAGAGCCAGGGCACCGACAGGAUCCUGACCUCCAGCACCGGGCAAGGCCGGGGCACCAUCGACGUAAUCCUGACCCCCGGCACCGUGCAGAGCCAGGGCACCGACGGGACCCUGACCCGCGGCACCGGGCAGAGCCAGGGCACCGACGGGACCCUGACCCGCGGCACCGGGCAGAGCCAGGGCACCGACGGGACCCUGACCCGCGGCACCGGGCAGAGCCAGGGCACCGACGGGACCCUGACCCACGGCACCGGGCAGAGCCAGGGCACCAACAGGAUCCUGACCCGCAGCACCGGGCAGAGCCGUGCCACUGACGUGAUCCUGACCCCCGGCACCGGGCAGAGCCAGGGCACCAACAGGAUCCUGACACGCAGCACGGGGCAGAGCCGUGCCACCGACAUGAUCCUAACCCCCGGCACCGGGCAGGGCCGGGGCACCGCCCGGCCAGGACAUGGGUCAGUGUUCCCACGGGUCCCUCAGGCCCUGCCCACUGCAGAGCCCCCUGUGCUGGAGACCCCCCAGAAGUUCUUCCUGCGCAUAAAGGAGAAACUGCAGCAGCAGCAGCACAAAGAUCCAACACCUUCAGACCCCAUCCAGCAGAACGUUCCUCCUUCCACAGCCACGGAGAAGCCUUUAGUCAGAGCUGCCUGUGCUGAGCAGCCCAGGGCUGAGCCUCCUGAGGAAGUGGACACCAAUAAGGAGGAGGAUGUGGACGUUUUCCUGGUGGAACCAAUAGAUGCCGAUGGUGAAAUGUCUCAGAGUGCAGGGACUAGUUUUCUGAAUGUAAAUUCCACCCCUUCGAAAAACGAGGAUCAGGUAACAGAAAAGUGGGGAAAUGGAGGAGCAAAACAUACAGAGCUUCAUCAAGACAGAAGAGAGUUGCAGCCCAGUAAAAAACAAGCUGCUCUGGGAGUGGAAAAGACCGUGGAGAGUAAUUCCCCAAAGCCCUCCCAGCGCUUCUGCAGCAUUAUGCUGUCUAGUCCCACAGUCCACAUCCCAAAGAAGCAGAAGCUGACAGAAAGGCCUGAGGACCCUUUGGACAAACGUCAUACCGACCAACCUGCUGGCAAAGCAGACAAAGAGAAAAGCAUCUGCCUGAGCAGCUGGAGGAUUAAAGUGAUGGAAGGCAACACGGCGAUUUCUCUGGAGGGCAAACGGCAGGACAUGAAGGGCCUGCUGUGGCACAGCAAUGCCGUCACCGAGCGCGUGGCCCACAACCAGCUGAGGACGUCCUCGGGCAGCCUCUACCUCCUGCAGGGCAAGAUCGACUCUGCCACCAUGAGGAGAGAGGGGUUUCCCUACCGCUUCAUCAAACGAUUCACCUUUGGCUUUUCCAGGAGGUGGAAGGAGUAUGUCCAGGAGUUCCUCGAGGAAAGGAGGAGGAAAGACCGAAAACAGAACAGUGGUGUGGAUGAAGAUGAAGAGAGUGACACUGUGGUGGAAGGUGAUGUGUUGGAAACUGCAGAAGGCUCAAAGAAGAAACCUGGAAUGAAGAACACCACCUAUGAAGUAUUGCCAAGGAAUGAUGAAAACACCUACACCACCCCAAGGCACAGCUCCCAGGGCAAGGACUCGGGCAGGGUUUGCACUCGCAGCGGGAGACAGGUCAGACCCCCCAUGAACUUCUGGUGUGGGCAACGAGCCUUUGUGGAUCAGAACCUUAAUGUCACCCUGGAAGAGGGUGGAGUGGAUUAUCUCAGCCUGAUGCUUAGUAGUGAAAAAUCCCGCAAAAAGACCAGUUUCAUCUCUAAGAAGAACAAACUGAAGGAAGUCAUGAAGACAACACAGGAAAUGCCAAAAAGCCAAAAUAAAGGGAAAAGCAGGGAGAGAGGAGCCAGCUCCAAACGGGAAUCCGAGCCUGCUGCAAGCAGGGAGAGAGGAGCCAGCGCCAAAUGGGAAUCCAAGCCUGCUGGAAGCAGGGAGAGAGGAACCAGCUCCAAACGGGAAUCUGAGCCUGCUGGAAGCAGGGAGAGAGGAGCAAGCUCCAAAUGGGAAUCUGAGCCCACUGGAAGCAGGGAGAGAGGAACCAGCUCCAAAGGGGAAUCCAAUCCUGCUGGAAGCAGGGAGAGAGGAGCCAGCUCCAAAGGGGAAUCCAAUCCUGCUGGAAGCAGGGAGAGAGGAGCCAGCUCCAAACGGGAAUCCAAGCCUGCUGGAAGCAGGGAGGCCCAGCGGUUCCUGUCGGAGGAGGAGGAGAGUGACCCUGCAACCAGGGGCACAAAAACCAAAUCCCAGCCUCCUGCCAGGGUGCCUUCCUCAAACAGCAAAGUGCCAAAGAGACGCAGCCCCAGAAUCCUGGGAAUGGCAAAGGAGAAGUGAUGAGCAGACGCUGCAGAGCUGCCCGGGUACGAGCAGGCUUCCAAGUACUCCCUGAGGUCAGCCGGGAAGCCUUUCCCAGCCAAGCACUUCACCGAGGAAUCCUCAGGCAAGGAUGAGGGAGAGGGAUCCAGUGAUGAUGAUACCCCACUGCUGAUCAGAAGGAAAAAUAAAUCUGUGUUAAAACCGGGGCCUCAGAACUGCAGAUCUCGCUCUGACUCUGACAGAUCCCAGGAUGGUGCAAACAAGGUGUGGGGUGAGCCAAGGACAGGAAGAGCCUCCCGGAAUGUGCCAGUGAGGCUGAGUGGGACCAGUGACGAGUCUGAUCUCACCACUGAAGGAAACACUCCUGCCAGUGGGUCCAGAGACUCCCUCCUGCCUGGGGAGGCCGUGAGGACACGGAGCAGAACCAACCCCCCCAAGUGCUGGCUGGAUUUCGACAGCGAGCCCGAAACCAGCAAGGAGGAACUUCCCACGAAAGACAGGAAUGCAGAAGUACCUGGUAAAAAACCAGGGGCUGGAGCUGCCAGCACUGCCAAGUCUGCAGCAGCCAGAUCAAGAGAGCCUGAGAGGGCAAAGCAGCAGAAACCUCUGGAGCUUUUUCCCAGGGCGGCUGAUGGCUGGUCUGAGAAGGAAUUGCAGAAGCUUUACAGGCAAGGGGUCGCUCUGUGUUGAGAGGGAACAGUUCCCGUCGGGCACCGGCAGGGGUGGGGUGGUCUGCUUUGGGAUUUCCCAGAUUCCCUCUCUUGCACGUGAUUUUCAAGGGUUCCUUUAUGUUUUAGUUCCCUCUUGUCCCCAAGUUAACCAUCAGUGAAACAAAGGAGAAGCUGGGUAUUCUCUACAAUAGCUGGAGGUGUGUGAGCCUGCAGCAGCCCCUGUCACAGUGUGAAGAGAGAGGAGCACUGCUUAGGCAGGAUUUUGUGAAUCUACUCCUCUGCUGGUUUUCAAAACCACAUAUUUAAUCUCGUUAAAAAUAAAAAUUCAUUCCUAUGAGUUACAUUGAAAA